Medicago truncatula (barrel medic) is the source of this 2610-nucleotide messenger RNA. Its product is annotated as putative wall-associated receptor kinase-like 16. The coding region runs from base 59 to 2332 and encodes 757 amino acids. Gene Ontology annotation, cellular component: plasma membrane. Gene Ontology annotation, molecular function: ATP binding; polysaccharide binding; calcium ion binding. The record is from RefSeq and is a predicted model, not a curated record. Gene Ontology annotation, biological process: protein phosphorylation; cell surface receptor signaling pathway. NCBI's taxonomy places the organism in Eukaryota, Viridiplantae, Streptophyta, Magnoliopsida, Fabales, Fabaceae. The transcript is spliced from 3 exons.
AUACUAAACAAAAUCUAAGGAUUUGUAUACCGAUGAACCUGAAAAAAAUAGCAAAGCCAUGGCUGUGCACUCAAAACAAUUGCUGCUGAUGGUGGCUGCUGUCAUUUAUAUAAAAGCUGCAACUCAACCGAUGUCACUUCCAAAUUGCCCAACAAAAUGUGGUUCCGUCACCAUUCCCUUUCCAUUUGGAACCACUAAGAAUUGUUCCCUCGACAAUACCUUUCUCAUUAAUUGCAACAAAACAUCUUCAACUCCAACCUCAACACAUGUUCCCUACUUGGAUAAGAGUAAUCAAAAUGUCCUAAAUAUCUCACUCAAUGGUGAAUUGCACGUUGCAUGGCCAGUAGCCAGCGAUUGCUACGCAGAAAAGGGCAGAUUCAUAUACCAAACGCUGCGGGAUAUGAACAUGACACAUUUUUACAUCUCGCCAACUCGAAACAAGUUGACAGCAGUUGGCUGUGACACGAUUGGAGCACUCUCGGCGAUUGAUUCUGGGGGAAACAACUACACCACAGGAUGUGUGGCUUUAUGCAACAGGCUUGAUGAUAUUAUGGCCAGUCAAUCUUGCUCAGGUACUGGUUGUUGCGAGAUUUCAAUACCCCAAGGUCGUGUGUUGAGAGAAGUGGCCUAUACUUCUGCAGGUAUAUUCAACAAUCACUCAGACGUACAUGAUUUCAAUCCCUGUGGUUAUUCUUUUGUGGUUGAAAAUGGAGCCUACAGCUUCGAAUCCACAGACCUCCUUGAGUUAAAGAAGAAGGAGUUUCCUGUGUUGUUCGACUGGGCAGUAGGGAACCAAACAUGCCAGCAUGCUCAGAAUGAUCUUUCCAAUUAUGCAUGUAAGGCCAGCAAAAGUACAUGUUACAAUUCAGCCGAGAGAUCUGGCUACCUUUGUAGAUGUGUGCAUGGAUAUCGGGGAAAUCCUUACCUCAUUCAUGGUUGCCAAGAUAUUAAUGAAUGCAUGGAAUCCAACAAUUGUGUUGAUGGGGCAACAUGCAUCAACUUUCCUGGAAGCUAUCACUGUUUAUGCCCGGAAGGAUAUGAAGGAGACGGGAAAAGUAAUGGAACAAGAUGCAGUUCAAAAUCCAGUACCAAACAAAGGAAAGAGAUUAUAUUGAUCAUUUCAUUGAGUGUCAGCGUAAGCCUCAUAUUACUACUGGUGGGUAGCUUUUAUGCGUAUUGGGCAUUGAAGAAAAGAAAGCUCAUUCGACUUAAAGAACAAUUUUUUCAACAAAACGGUGGCUUACUGUUACAACAACAGAUAGUUAGGCAUGGAGGGUCAACUGAAACAGCUAAAGUGUUCACUGUUGAGGAGCUAAAUGAAGCAACCAAUAACUUUGAUGAAGGUAAGAUCCUAGGCCAAGGUGGUCAGGGAACUGUUUACAAAGGAGUUUUACAAAAUAAAAGAAUUGUAGCAAUAAAAAAGUCCAAAGUCAGUGACCCAAACCAGAUUGAGCCGUUCAUCAAUGAAGUGGUCGUUCUUUCCCAAAUCAACCAUAGAAAUGUGGUAAAGCUCUUGGGUUGUUGUUUAGAGACAGAAGUUCCCUUGCUUGUUUAUGAAUUCAUUUCCAACGGCACUGUUUACGAGCAUCUUCAUGAUCAAAACCAAACUAUAAAACUUACAUGGAAAACCAGAUUAAGAAUAGCAAAAGAAACUGCUGGAGUCCUGGCAUACUUACACUCUGCGGCUUCAACACCAAUCAUACAUAGAGAUGUGAAAUCUACAAAUAUACUCCUAGAUCACAAUCUCACUGCGAAGGUUUCUGACUUUGGAGCUUCAAGGAUUGUUCCUCUUGAUCAUAGUCAGAUAACCACUCUAGUACAAGGGACAUUAGGGUAUCUUGACCCAGAAUACUUCCUCACAAGCCAGUUAACAGAGAAGAGUGAUGUUUAUAGUUUUGGGGUGGUCCUAGCAGAGCUACUGACAGGAAAGAAGGCACUAUCUUUGGGCAGGCCAGAGGUUGAUAGAAACCUUGCCGCGUACUUUGUUUCUUCAAUGAAAGAGGGUCGGUUACUUCAUAUUUUGGACAAAAGUAUAGAUAAUGCUGAUAUUGAGCAACUAAAGGAGGUUGCUCUUAUUGUAGAACGGUGUUUAAGGGUGAAGGGUGAGGACAGACCCACCAUGAAAGAAGUGGCAAUGGAAUUAGAGGGAAUAUUAGUUAGUGAAGAGCGUCGUUGGGGAAGCGACAAUUUAUCUUCAGAAGAGACUGAAAAGUUGCUUAAAACAGCACGGUCCAUUAAAAACGUUGAAGAUGUUGUUGGUGGAAGUGGCAUUAAUUCUUCUGAAUCAUAUAGCUUAAACCAGAUUUCGAUGUCAUUGAUUGGUGGAAGAUGAUUGGUUGAUAUUAGUAUUCAGGAUUAGAUGUGAAUCUAUCUUCAUUAUAAUAGUGUUGUCGUAUAUGUUGUAUUUUCCCCUGUAUUGGUCUAUUGCACAUGAUAUUCAUAUUUGUAUCGAUGUAAAAAUAGGAUUUGCAAUUGAGUUUGUGUUAUGCUUUGGUAGGUUUCUCAAGCAACAUUAGUUCCACCUUUAGAAGCAUAUUAUUUCAGUAAUAUUUAUUUUCAUUCUUAUGUGACAAAUUUCUUCAUAUGAAUAAAUUUAAUGAACUUAACUAA